Molecule: messenger RNA, 4406 nt
Organism: Plodia interpunctella (Indianmeal moth)
Lineage: Eukaryota; Metazoa; Arthropoda; Insecta; Lepidoptera; Pyralidae
Gene: Cc2d2a
Product: Coiled-coil and C2 domain containing 2A
Exons: 3
Coding region: 132-4373 (1413 amino acids)
Biological process (GO): protein localization to ciliary transition zone; non-motile cilium assembly
Cellular component (GO): ciliary transition zone
Source: RefSeq, a predicted model, not a curated record
UUACACUUACACAGUUGUAUGAAUGUUUGAAUGUAUAGUUUUAUAGCUAUAUUUGAUAUAAUAAUAUUUCCUGUAAACGAUUUUUCGUUUAAUAAAGAUGUGAUACUUUAUCUAUGUAUACAGUGUAGAAUAUGACGGAGCAUAUUGAAUUGCAGUCUUACUGCAUUAAUAACGAUAGUAUGUGCGAUAAUCCAAUAGAGGAAUAUCACGAGAUAGAUCAGGAUGUUAGUCACGAAUCUCCUUUCUCCUUUGUAUAUUCCAACAGAUGUGUUAAAGAAUACGAUUUUUUUACACAGAACGAUGUUAAAGUUGAAGGUAAAUAUAAAGAGAAGAAAAAUCAUAACAAAGAAAAAGCAUCAAAUAUAAUGGAUUUAAUAUGUUCAGAGUUAGCCACUGCACCUGUGCCUAUAGCAACAAAUGUUUUGAUAAUUGAAAAAAAUAUGGAAUAUCAACAGAAUAGCUGCUUGUCCCAAGUUUCAUCUAUAUGCACCAUUUUCAAUAGGUCACUUAGGACAGAUCAGAGUUAUAAAUCUAGGAAUGCCUAUUAUACAGUUAAUAUAAGUCCGAUAUUUCCUCGAGUUCUAAAUAAUGUCGACGCUAUUGACGGAGAAGCCAAUAUUCCUGUACAAUAUGUGGAACCUACUAUGUUCAAAAAUAUUAUUGAAAGUGACGAAAAUUAUGAUAGAGCAUCCAAAUUCCUGGAUAUUGUAGUAAAAAAUUUGAGAUUCAAGCAUCAUCAUAAGUUCUCUUUAGAAAAGUUGCUAUGUAUUAAACUCAUUGACUUAUAUGAUGAAUAUGUUAUAACACAGAAUUUGAUCGAAGAUUUGUUGAGAGAUGUGAGAGUGAGCAGGGAAACGACUGAAAAUUUAAAAAAAGAUCUACUUAAAGUUAGUCAAAAUAAAAGAGAUGAUUUAAGAUUCGAUAAAACUAUAAGGAAAUAUACAGAUAAACUAAUACAAUCAAAAGAAAAACUGACUGAAGCCUUAAGAAAAAAAGAUAACUUAAUACACAACAUGAUGUCUUUAUGGGCAGACAUAGAAACGAUUAGAGAAAAAUCAGGACAUAUUUUAACCCCUUAUAUAUUAGAUGUAACGACAGUAGCCAUGGAUGAUAAAAAAAUUCAAAACGAAUGGCAUAAAUUAUUUGAUACAGAAUUUUCUGAUUUAAUAUUUAAGAUGGAAUAUGAAUAUGUGACCAAAUACCUCGAGUAUAAAGAAAUAAAAAAUAACCAAAACAUGGAAUUCUCUCGAAGAAAAAAAAUUGUUAAGCCAAAGUUAGAAAUACAGGAAGAAACUUUGAAAGAACAGGUAGAAGUGAUCGUAAAUGAUAUAGUCAGAAAAAGCUUGAUAAAUGUUAUUUUAAGAAAAGAUGACAAUAUCUUAUCUAAGACUGUAAAAUCAGAUGACAAUAAAUUUCAAAAUACCUAUAGUUUCCAAAUUUUUGUUGAUGACACAUUUGUAUGUGAUUCAGAAAAUUAUAUUUUCAGUGGCACUGACACUGAUGAACUGGAAUUCAAUGAAUCAAUUUCGAUACAAAUUUUGCCACAUAACACAACACUAAUGAUUGUAUUAUUAGAGAAUAAUGAAAAAGUUUCUUUUGGAAAAAUAUCCUUGACAAAUAUCAGAAAAAAUGGAAAAGGAUGCGAUUUUACUUCUGAAAUAUUCAUAUAUAACACUGUCGUAGAGCCUACUUUGAAUACCAUUGGUAGUGGGCAUGACAUUAAAGAAAUAACGAAAAUCAACAAUAUAAGAUUGAAAAGUAGUAACUUGUUUGAAGGUAGUUUAUACACAAAGUGUGAAAUCAAUUACAAAGUAAAAUGGAAUGAGAAAUUAAAUAAAAAUCAUAGUGAAAGUAUAAGAGAAUUGUUAAGAAUUAAAAGAAAUUUGAUAAGAUUAUUACACGGUAUAGAAAAACCAAAUAUUGAUGUGUUAGCGAAUAUGAUAGGGCAAAUAUAUGGCCAAGAUGUAGAUAAUGACGAACGAAUUAUAAGCAUUUUAAGAAAUGUCUGUAAACAAACAAUAUAUAAUGUCAAUGAUUCAUUUCCUGUACCAGAUGAAAAUAGCUCAGAGUACAUAAGAUUUAAACUAUUACAUCUUCGUAAUAUUGGAGGUUUCAUUAACGUCGAAAACAAGACUGUUCCUCUCCAGGGAAGACAGAUAUCCACGGAUCAAUUGAAGUGCCUUCAAAAAAUCGAUGACAAAGAUUUUGACAUUGAAUACAUUAAUAGCAAAUAUAUAGACGCAGACCCCAUAGAACUACAGAGAUUUGUAGGAGCAAAGUAUGUACAGAAACUAAAUAAGAAUAUGCUAAAAAACCUAAACGAGCAUUUAUUGAAGAAAACUCAUAAAGAUGUUGUACAUGAUUUCCAGGACUUGAGCUUAAAAAGUUUCUUAUCAAAUCAAACGAAUUUGCCUGACUUAGCAAAAAUGUCUGACGGUACCAAGCAACAGUUGUUAAUGGAGUCUUUAGGAUCCGAGCAAGAGAUAUGCGUGACAAUUCACAAAGCAUACAAUUUGAUGGACCGACUGGAAGAAGUUAUUGCCGUGGACAACGACGAGGUGGAUCGGAUUGCAGGUUUCAAAGUGCGUCCCUUGCGGCCGCUAGUGCGUGUAAGUUACCGCGGCGAGACUUUGCACACCACAACUGCAAUUGGCUGCAACCCUACAUGGAAUCAGACUCUUAAAAUGAAGGCUAAACCAGAACCGCUCUCCUUGAUUUCUGUGAAUGUGUACGAUGAGUACAAGGCGAGUAUACGGGAAGGCCAUAGCGGAGAUGACUUGGGUAGAACUGUCCAUUACAGAUACUACCACAAGUGGUUGGGAACCUUGCAGAUACCGUUGUAUUCUGUUCUCACUACGGGCUUUCUUCACGGAACAUUAAAACUAUUCUCUCCACCACUUUUAUUUGGAUACGAGUUACCUUCACAGACAGCUGACACUUACUCCCUGCUUCCAGGAGUGAUACAACGCAUGAAGAAGGACAUGUCCUUCAUAUCACUGCAAAUAACUACUACUUUAGCCCAUUUGGGAGGAACACAUAGUUACAAUCAGCCAGUACCAAACGGGCCAGAGGAUGAUUAUUUAAUAAGACAUUUGAACAACUUCGUUACAGAAUAUGUCAACGAUUUUCCUUCUAGAAAUAUAAGGUUGACAUUUAUAGAUAGUACCGGAAAAAACAAAUGCGUGACCCAGUUCUUGCAGCCGAUACCUUUGCCGGAUAAUGACUAUUUUCCAAAAAAUCCUAAGAACAUUGGGUCAGCACUAUCAAAGAGUUCAGGCUUUUCUGGUUCAUCAUCAAAAAGUAGUGCUGGGAGAAAAUUGGAUUUGGAUUUAGAGAAGGGUUCGAGCCAGACGGUCAAUGAAGAUGAGUCUAUGUAUAGUGCAAGAGAAGAUAGUUGGCGAGGUGUGGAGAAUCAGUUGGCGAAGUUGGUUAAAGCUGGAGCGAGAUAUGUGUCGUUGAUACCGACAUACCAACUUGUAGAGACACAUGUCGUUACUCUGUUAGGAUUGGAACUUCUAAGGGUCCUGCACGGCUCGCCUCUGGACCACAGCAUACUGCUGGCGAGCUACUUCCUGUAUCUCGGCGUGCGCUGCUGGGUGGCGGUGGGGCGUGGUCUGCCGCGCGGGCACAGCACCUACGUGCUAACCAAGUAUGAUUUGACAGCUAAACGAAUCGUUCUGUCUACUGAUCAACUAUUCAAAAGACGUCUGUUCAGUAAAAAUGACGGCUGCCUCUGGCAUGUGCACGACGCUAGCUCGGGUGAACACUAUGAACUCCGAGACGUCAGUUGUCCACUCAAAACUGUGGACUAUGUGUUUGACAGCGAGAACAUUUGGGUGAAUGUUCAGUCUUCACAGGAUUGUGAAAACAUGUCGUUUGACUUUGACAAAUCAUCUAACUGGCAACCUGUAUUUGACAAGACCGUGUUCGUAAUGAAGCAGCCGGUCGUGAUGGAUACCUCCCUGUACAGUCCGCCAGCCGACACCAGCAAGCUGCGGCAAGCGCUCGAGGACAAAAUCCGCGGGAAGAUGCAAAAGUGGCGCCCACACAUGAAGACUGUUUGGAACAGAUAUUGCAGUGGGUUGCUCCGCGAACAGUUGCCGGCGUGGGAGUACUGGGCCUUUAACCCAGGCGAGCCGCGCCCGGGUUUCAGCCAUAAGAUGAAGCAAAUGAUGGUCACUUACCGGAUGUUCGGCUUCCCAUUGAACAUGCCCUUCUUGAAUACCAAAGCAGUAGUCUCGAGUGUCAAAUCUACCCGGUUACACAUGUUGGAUGACCCUACCGCGGAAUUCGGCCUCGCUGUCGAGUUGUUCUGUUACCCUAACAAUGUCAUUAGUGUAUGGGUUUUUCUAGCUUGUAUCACUAGAAUAUGAAUGAAUUGAAUUAUUAAAAAAUAAAUAAAUAGA